Molecule: messenger RNA, 1500 nt
Organism: Ctenocephalides felis (cat flea)
Lineage: Eukaryota; Metazoa; Arthropoda; Insecta; Siphonaptera; Pulicidae
Product: alanine aminotransferase 2-like
Exons: 6
Coding region: 91-1485 (464 amino acids)
Biological process (GO): biosynthetic process
Molecular function (GO): pyridoxal phosphate binding; L-alanine:2-oxoglutarate transaminase activity
Source: RefSeq, a predicted model, not a curated record
CAACCACAGUCUUCUAGGAAACCAGAUUAUAAUACAAGUGAAGAUGACUACUUCAUCACCUUUGACAAAAUCAAUCCCAAUAUUAAAGUUAUGGAAUACAUCGUGCGAGGACCAAUUGUUAUCAGGGCGGCUGAAAUUGAAAAUGAAAUCAAACAGGGAGUGAAGAAGCCGUUCUCACGCAUCAUCAGAGCAAAUAUUGGCGAUUGUCAUGGUAUGGGACAAAAAUAUAUUACUUUCAUCAGGCAGGUAAUAGCCCUGGUGGCGUUUCCUCCUUUGAUGGACAGUCCUGAUUUUCCUUCUGAUGCAAAGGAAAGGGCAGCAGCUAUUUUAGCAAGUUGUUCGGGAAAUUCGGCUGGUUCCUAUUCCGAAUCAACAGGUAUACCAAUUAUUCGACAACAUAUAGCUGAGUAUAUCCAAAGGCGAGAUGGCGGCAUCCCGGCCAGUGCAGAAGAUGUACUACUUACCUGUGGAGCAACUGGGGCGAUCACAGAAUUGAUGCAAUUGCUGGCAUGCAAUGAAGGCGAUAAAAAAGCAGGUAUUCUGGUAUCCAUUCCUCAAUUUCCAAUCUAUUCGGCGAAUGUUGCCAAAUUCAAUAUGGGCCAGAUAGGAUACUAUUUAAAUGAAUCAGACAAUUGGGCUCUUGAUAUGAACGAACUCGACAGGGCCGUCGAAGAAGGAAGAAACAAUAAUAUUUUACCUAGAGCCAUUGUUGUAAUGAAUCCUGGAAAUCCUACAGGACAAGUAUUGACAAGGCGUAAUAUAGAACAAAUUAUUAAAUUCGCUCAUAAAGAAAGACUGAUGAUCAUGGCUGACGAAGUUUAUCAAGACAAUGUUUACGCGGAAGAGUGCGAAUUCCAUUCAUUCAAAAAGGUUUUGAAAGAAAUGGGCCCACCUUACGAUCGCAUUGAAUUGGCAUCAUUCAUGUCGACAUCUAAGGGUUGGCAUGGAGAAUGUGGUUUGAGAGGAGGUUACAUGGAAAUUAUAAACUUGCAUCCUGAUGUUCGGACAAUGUUGCUCAAAGCAGCCUCCACCGUACUCGGACCAGCCACUCUUGGUCAAGUGGCAGUUGACGCUGUGGUGAAUCCACCUCGACCAGGUGAACCUUCGUAUGAUCUAUUUAUUAAAGAAAAGCAAAACGUGCUCAACUCUUUAGCUGAGCGAGCUCAACUCGUAGCCGAUGCCUUCAACAGUUUCGAAGGUUUCUCUUGCAAUGUUGUCCAAGGUUCGAUGUACGCUUUUCCCAUGAUCGAACUGCCACCAAAAGCCAUCGAAGCAGCUCACAAGGCUGGUAAAUCACCAGAUGUAUUCUAUGCAUUUGCCUUGCUGGAGAGAACAGGUAUAUGCAUCGUGCCAGGAUCAGGAUUUGGGCAAAAACCAGGGACUUAUCACAUCAGAACGACAAUCUUACCACAGACGGAUAUGCUGAAGGAUAUGUUAAAUAAAUUCGCAGAGUUUCACAAAGAAUUCUGUGCACAGUACAGAUAAAUCGUACUCGUGAAA